UAGAACAACUAGAAGCCCUAAAGCCUAAUCUGAGUCUCAAACUCCUCGUGGCGAAUCCGGCUCACACGCAGGCGCUCGCGAAUGAUAGCUGUGUGCCAAUGCAAUGCCUGGCCCAGUGAUUAAUAGAAUUUCUAUUUGAUUACUUUUGUAUUGUAGGAUAAAGUUUGCAUCCAAGAGAUUGCUAGAGGAAUGACCACAAAGGGGGAUAGAGUUUAGCAAGAUUCAAGGAAGUUAUUCACCCGAGUUUUGCUCAGAAUUGAAAAUGAAGAAAAAGAAGCUAUCGAAGAAUGCAAAACCAGUUGAUGAUGAGCAGAACCCUGUGGCAGAAAACAUGAAGAAGACGCCACCACCACCUGUCAUAUCUUCUUCUGCGACACCUAAGAAGCUAAAGUGUGGCAGUGAAAUCGAUGAAAUCUUUGCGGGGAAAAAGAGAAAGAAGCCGGAGAAGGUCGAGGAUGUGGUUGGAGAGCCUAAAAAAGAGGCUAUGAAGAAUAACAAAAGGAAGGAUAGCAAAGUUGGUAAAGAAAAUGGUUCGACGGGUGGUUUAAGGUGUAGGAAAAGGACGGGAGAUGGGCUUGUAAUUUAUAGUGAGGAGGAAUUGGGAAUUGGCAGGGCGGAUGCCGGAGGUACUCCUCUCUGUCCGUUUGACUGCGAUUGCUGUUUUUGAUAUUAUAAGAAUGGAAUAGAAUUAUGUUGUAAUUGAAGCUUAAUUUGAUGAAAAAUAUCGGAGCUGACCGUUGAAAAGUGUUAUGAAUAAAGAAUAAGUGGAGAAUUUCAACCAUGAAAUUAAAGUGGAAACUAGGAGCGAUGAUGCAUGGUUUGUGAGCCGACAAAGCAGAAAACAGAGGCGAGGAAGAUGACAAACUAACGAAUUAAUACUCACAUGGCGGUAUAUAUACUACAGAAUAUGCUCUCUCUCUCUCUCAUCUCUGAUCUUUUGAAUGUAUAUAUACUCUACGCUUAGCUGGAUAUUUAACGUAACCCAGGCCACCAUCCUAUCGUGACUUUCCCAUGCAUGAUGCAUGCAUAUAUAUAUAAACUGACAAAAGGUGGUGUCGACGUCGUCGAAGAAGACGCGUCUCCGCCCGCCGGGAUCCUCCGAUCCAUCGCCACCGUUGGUAGCAAACCACCAAAACUAUACACCCUUAGCUUUUGAAUAGUAAA
This is a messenger RNA of Ipomoea nil (Japanese morning glory), 1164 nucleotides long. RefSeq lists its product as uncharacterized. The record is from RefSeq and is a predicted model, not a curated record. The transcript has 2 exons. NCBI's taxonomy places the organism in Eukaryota, Viridiplantae, Streptophyta, Magnoliopsida, Solanales, Convolvulaceae. Bases 263 to 667 code for a protein of 134 amino acids.